Messenger RNA from Diaporthe citri, 1329 nucleotides. RefSeq lists its product as uncharacterized. Bases 1 to 1329 code for a protein of 442 amino acids. The record is from RefSeq and is a predicted model, not a curated record. NCBI's taxonomy places the organism in Eukaryota, Fungi, Ascomycota, Sordariomycetes, Diaporthales, Diaporthaceae. The transcript is spliced from 2 exons.
AUGAGCAAGAUCUGCGACAUUGACGAGUCGGGCGAUGUCCUUGUCACAUACACUGGCAACGAGAGAGAUGGCCUCAAGGUGGAGAAAACACACACGCCCCUCCCCAAGGCGAUCCUCUACGCCUUCCUCCCCGCCGGCUUCCCCCAUACCGUGACCGACGACUACCUCGCCUACCAGACAUUCGACUCCCUGCAGGCCUUCUCCUCCUCCAUCACCAACCUCCUCGCCAACCGCGCCAUCCUCGAGGGCCUGGGCGUGGGCAGUUCCAGCCAGACACCUACCACCGCCCUCCUCCUGCAGAUCAUCCAGGACACCUUCUCCCGCCUCGCCACCAUCCUGUUUGCCCACCGUAUGGGCCAGGCCAUCGAGCCCGAGUGCAAGUACUACCGCUUCCUCGCUGAUAUCUUCAACGACUGCAGUCAGUUCCUCGACCUCCUGCUCCCGGCCCUGCCCCUCCUGCCCAAAGUCUCCGUCAUGGUCACCGCCUCCAUUCUGCGAUCUUUGUGUGGUGUCGCCGCUGGCGCAUCCAAAGCCACGCUCAGCGCCCAUUUCGCUACAAACGGAAACCUCGCCGAACUAAACGCCAAGGAGCAGAGUCAGGAGACCGUCGUCAGCCUUAUGGGGAUGCUGGUCGGUACCUUACUCGUCAAAAUGGUCGAAGACAAGACGGCUGUGUGGUGCUGGAUGGUGGUGCUGGUGGGAAUCCACCUCCUCACCAACUACUGCGGCGUGUGCGCCGUCAAGAUGCGCACCCUGAACCGACAGCGCGCCACUAUCGUGUUCCGCGAGUUCCUCGAGACCAAGACCGUGCUUACCCCCACCGAGGUUGCCAAGCGCGAGUCCAUCAUCUUUAACAGCCACGGCAACGUAACAUCCCGGACAGCCGAGUACAAGGGAACGGCCAAUUUUGGCGGGUACGGGGAUGUCAUGAACUUCAGACCGUGGGGUUACCACAGAUACGUCUUUGAUACCGAGGACUACUUCAUGGGAAUCUGGCAGUGGGGGCCGAGCUUCACCAUCCGCAUCGCAUUGAAGGAAGGGAAGAGAUCGGACAACGACCCGCUCAUGGCAUGGUUCGACGCCGUUGCUCACGCGUACUACUUCGACACGGCCAUCUUCAAGGAUGGGCUGGGCGGAAUGGGCCACUACGAGAACGAGGUUCCUGACGAUCACCUGGUUGGCUCGGGCGUGGUGGACCGUGACACCAAGCUGGCGCUGCUCAACGCGCUGAGGGAGAAGGGCUGGGAGGUGGAAAAUGCUGCCGUCGAGACCAAGUCGCCGGUGCGGGUCAGGGUCGGUGGCAGCGAGAAGAGUCUCAAGGGCACGUAG